AUGAGUGUUUUACGAGUGAAACAUCAGCGCUACAUUACCGCAUUCCUGAGCUCCACUAUCAUCUUGUUACUUCUGUGCUUUCAAAACUCUCUGUUGGUUUUCAACUAUGGUUCUUAUGGUUUUCUAUCUGAGAGCUCUCCAUGUGCUUGCCAUAUCUGUGUGGCAGACAGAGGAAAUAGUAACUGGUUCAGUGAGCGAUAUGACCCCAACGUACCAAUUCUUCUCAACAGCAACAACAGUGUAUUGAGUGCAAAUGUCUCCAGGUGGUGGAAGGAGCUACAAUCAAAUGCCGGCAACUACACAGAGGUGAUGGAUCAGUUGUUUUCUCUCUUCCCUGAUGAAGAGCACUACUCAGAUACCGGUCCAGAUCGCUGCAGAACCUGUGCUGUGGUGGGCAACUCUGGGAACCUGCUGGGAUCCAAUUACGGGCCUCUCAUAGAUUUCCAUGACUUUGUCAUAAGGAUGAAUAAAGGCCAGACAGAAGGUUAUGAGAAGGAUGUAGGGUCAAAGACAACUCACCGGAUUGUGUAUCCCGAGAGUGCCAUGGACUUAGACAACUCCACCCAUCUAGUACUUCUUCCAUUUAAGAUUCUGGACAUUCAGUGGCUCAUCAGUGCCUUCACCACUAGACACAUCACACAAACAUAUGUACAAGUGCCGUCUACAAUCAAAGCAAACAAGGAUAAGGUGAUGAUCCUCCACCCAGAAUUCAUUAGAUAUGUCUAUGAUAACUGGGCAGAAAGGCAUGGCAGAUACCCAUCCACUGGUUUCUUAACACUGAUAUUCGCUCUUCACAUCUGUGAUGAGGUGAAUGUGUUUGGGUUUGGAGCUACGAGUGAUGGAAUCUGGCAUCAUUAUUUUGAUAAAACACUGACUUCAUAUGAGAUUGGCGUUCAUGCUGGAAAAUUUGAAAAUGAAACACUGAAUCGGCUCCAACAGGAAAACAAGAUUUUGAUUCACAUGGGUUGGACAUGAAGCAGAAACACUCUCUAGUGCACAAUAUCACAUUGCAUUGCAGUACUGAAUAUUAUGUUUUCUUGAUUUGUGCAGCAAAGACUUUCAGUUGAGAUU
This is a messenger RNA of Carassius auratus (goldfish), 1071 nucleotides long. Its product is annotated as CMP-N-acetylneuraminate-beta-galactosamide-alpha-2,3-sialyltransferase 1-like. Gene Ontology annotation, biological process: sialylation. Bases 1 to 975 code for a protein of 324 amino acids. The record is from RefSeq and is a predicted model, not a curated record. Gene Ontology annotation, cellular component: membrane. The transcript is spliced from 6 exons. Gene Ontology annotation, molecular function: beta-galactoside (CMP) alpha-2,3-sialyltransferase activity. NCBI's taxonomy places the organism in Eukaryota, Metazoa, Chordata, Actinopteri, Cypriniformes, Cyprinidae.